AUGAGUUUAUCUGAUCUGCUAUAAGAUUAUGGAGAUAAUGGCAAUUCUUAAUUUGCUAUAAUUCCUUAAAGUUCUAAUGAAGAGCAAGUGAAAUAAUAAUUCACAGGUCCUGCAAACUUUGCUCCAAAAUUUGAUCCCCUUUAGGAGGGAGUAGAUAAUUCAAUUUAACCACCUUCAAUGAUUAGUUUACCUAAAGCAACAGAACAAAUCAAUCCAUCUUAAUCUCCUAAUUCAGGGGCCAUCUAAUUUACUCCCAAAACUUCUUUAUUAGAAGAGAAAAUUCUAGGGAGUGUUCAAAAUAAAGAAUAAAUGCAAGAUUUAGCUUAUAGUAAUUUAAGUAAUCCUUCAAAAGAGGGAGUGAAAAAUUUCCUUAAAUUAGUAAUUGCUAAAAGCCAUUACAAUCAUUUUAUUGAUGUUUUACUUUAAAGAGCUUAUGUGAGAAAGCUGUCACAAUUUAGCAUAUAUCAAAAUACAAUACUGGAUGAUUUAAGAUACAUGGAUUCUAAAUAGCAUACACAGAAAAAUAUAAUUAGGAAGAUUUGUAAGAACUUAAGAUUUGUACCUAUUUUAGAUUAAAGCAGUGCUUUAGUUAUUGGUUGGUAAAUGUUGUACAUGCUCACAAUAAUAAUAAUAUUUUUUUGGACUCCUUUUAACUUGUCUUUUGGAAUUACAUUUGAUUAAGUUGUAUUUGGUAAUAUGAUGGUUAAAGAAGUGGAAUUUUACUUUCUGUUUUCCAUAAUAAUAGAUGGAUUUAUAGUGAUAAAUACAUCAUAUAUAGAAAAGGGAAUAAUCAUUAAGUCUAGAGGCAAGAUAUUCAUGAAUUAUAUUAAUAGCUAGGCUAUCUUUGAUUUAGUAAAAUUAUUAAAUUUAUGUUUAAGUGUUCAGUUGUUUCGAUGCUUGUAGCCUAAUAUUCAAAUAUUGAUAGUUCAUAUGAAAAUUAUGGUUGGCGAAUAAUUCCAUUAACAAUCUACUAUAGUAGUAGAGUAUUCAAACUGUAAGGGAGAGUUCAUAAAUUAGAAGAGUAGAUAAAAAUAUAUAAGUUUUAGAUUUUUCAAUUUCUCUGGAGUAGUAUAGGAUCUUAUAGAAUUAGUGAAAUUACUAUUUCUGGUAGUUUAUGUUGGCCAUCUAUUUGCUUGUCUUUGGCAUAGUGUUGCUUUCUAUUAAAUUGGACAUGAUAAAACUUGGUUAGAGAGUUAAAAUAUAGCUGAUGCUGAUAUCUUUAUAAAAUACAAUUAUGCAUUCUAUUGGGCUGUUUAAACUAUGAUUACUGUUGGUUAUGGUGAUUUAACUCCAUAAAAUAAUUAUGAAAGAUUAUGUGUCAAUUUUAGUAUGUUUUUAGCCUGUGGUGUAUUUGCUUUCUCUUUCAAUAGCAUUGGAUUAAUGCUUAGUAAUUUAAAUUCAAGAUAAGUACUCUAUAAAAGAAGUACUAAUCUACUUAAUCAAUUCUUAACUAAAAAUCAAAUUAAAGCAGAACUCUAAUCAAGAAUUAGAAAUUAUUAUGAUUAUAUUUUCUAAGAAGAAUAAGAAAUUAAUGAUGAAGAAGUCUCUUAAAUUACUACUAAACUAUCUAGUUCUUUAUAAGAAGAACUCAAUUUUGAAAUUAGACUAAAUGUUAUGAAAACUAAUUAAGUUCUAACUAGAUUCUCUUAAAAAACUUUAAGAGAAUUAUCCUUGAUUAUUGAAGAAGUGAGGUUCUCUCCUGAAGAUUAAAUUAUUUUACAAGAUAUUCAAGAUGAUUGUUCGCUUUAUCUUCUUACUAAAGGUACAGUUUCUAUUCUUUUUUAAAAUGAACCUCAAGGUAAAAAUGCUAAAGUGCUUUAAUAUUUAUAAAAAGGAUAAUCUUUUGGUGAAUAUUCAUUUUUUACUGGUCUCAAUAGAACUGCAUCAGCUAAAAGCAUUGGAUUUUCAAGAGCAUAUAAAAUCACCAGAUAAAAAUUAAUUAAUGUACUCCAAACUAAUGAAAUAGAUUUAGUAAUUUUAUUUAUUCUAUUGUUUUUUAGCAACGUUUUUGUGAAGUAAGAGAUUAAAUCUUAUAAAGUGAUAAUUAUCAAUCAGCUUAAUUAUAAUGUUAUUCAUGUAACAAAUCUAAUCAUCUAAUCAAAGAUUGUCCAAUCUUACAUUUUGUUCCAGAUAAGGAAAAAGUAAUUAAAAAAGAUAAUUUUCCAUUCUUAUAAUUAAGAAAUGUUACUUAUAUUAGAUAGAAAUCUGAUAAGAAUCAUUUUGCAACUCUUUUAGAAUUGAAAAGAAAUCAUUCACUUAUUAAAGAAUUUCAAUUAAAUGAACUUUAUAAUGAUAACCUUACAAUUAAUGAAGAUGAUUCAGAAGCUUAAUAUGAUGAUAAUGAUGGAUAUCCUUAUGACUGUAAGAUCCUUAUUUAUUUAUAUUCUAGCUUCUCAAAAUAAAAGUUACUCGAAAAUUUCUAGACAACAAUCCUAAAUUCCAUCAUAUUUAUAAAAUGAUAACAAUCAUACCAAUAAUACUAGAAAUUUAAUACCUAUUUAAGAAAAUGAUGAUUCUGAUUAAAGUCCAAAUCUUAUCAAAAAAAGAAAUGUUUCAGUCAAACAUACAGUUUAAACUGCUGGUUUUGGUUUGUAAGAUAAUCUUCAAAAGAAAAUAUCAUUCGAGGAUUAUGAAAAAGAAAUUGCUCCACAUAUCUCAAACCAUGGUGUUAGAGAAGAUUAGAGAUCUAUUUAAAAAAAUGAUGGAUUACAUAGUCCAAAAAAUUUACCUGGAAGAAUUUAACAAAAGCAUAUAAGUGCCAUUUAAAAUUAAAAUAGGGAAGAAUCCUAUUAACCAUUUUCAUCUCAAACUUAAUUAGAUAUAAAUUAAGAAAGAGAAAAACAUAUUCAUAGAAAAUCAAAACUUAGAGACAUCUAAGCAGAACUACCCAUUAUACCAUCAGUCUAAUCAAUUGAUCAUAAAAGAGUUUCAAUAGAUAUCAAUGAUAAAAGAAGAUAUACAAAAACUAAAACUAAUAGAACUGCUAAAACGCAUAGAACUACUAAAUUGGUAUCAGAUAAUCCUUCAUAAGAAAUUUCUAUACCAAUUUUUGAUAAGCAAACAUAUUCUAUGGAAUUAGAAGAAUUCGAAACUAUGAAAAAUUUCUAGUUCUAUUUUAUUUGGAAUAAUCCAAAAGUAGUUAUUGCUAAAGCACUCCGUAUUCUCACAAAAUACUUUGAACGAAAAAGAAAUUUUGUUCAUUAAUUUUCUUCAUAUACUUUUAGUGCUGAAGCAAUCAAUCAAAUUAUUAAAAUAAAAAAGAAACUUAAAUUAAUGUAUUUAUUUCAUUUAUUUUUAGAGAUGACCCAUUUUCAGAUGAAAAAAAAGAUAAAAAAAUAAUUAAUAAUCUUAAUAAACCAGUUCGAACUAGAGUGAUAAGUAAAAGAAAUACACAAGGAUAAGGAGAUGAAAUAUCAUCGUUGUUUAAUAAGAAACCUUAAUUUAAUGGAUAAAAUUAAUUAUCUCAAAGAAUUUCGAUGACCAAAAAUAGUAGAACUGAUUUUUGA
This is a messenger RNA of Paramecium sonneborni, 3506 nucleotides long. The record is from the annotation of a GenBank genome assembly. Lineage: Eukaryota; Ciliophora; Oligohymenophorea; Peniculida; Parameciidae.